Molecule: messenger RNA, 1353 nt
Organism: Exophiala spinifera
Lineage: Eukaryota; Fungi; Ascomycota; Eurotiomycetes; Chaetothyriales; Herpotrichiellaceae
Product: nicotinate phosphoribosyltransferase
Exons: 1
Coding region: 1-1353 (450 amino acids)
Biological process (GO): NAD+ biosynthetic process
Molecular function (GO): nicotinate phosphoribosyltransferase activity
Source: RefSeq, a predicted model, not a curated record
AUGGCGUCGUCAAUAUUGCCAGAGGGCGUUCAUUCGUUCCUCGAUACUGACUUGUACAAGCUGACGAUGCAGUGUGCGGUCCUACAUUACUUUCCUACCGUCGAUGUCGAAUACAAAUUCACGAACCGAACUCGUCACAUGCGGCUUAACAAACGCGCAUUCACAUGGCUAGAAGAGCAGAUCGCGAAGCUAGCUGCAAUCAGACUGUCACAGCAAGAGUUGGAAUUUCUCAGAAAACACUGUCCCUACUUAAGCUCGGAGUACCUGGAGUUCUUGCAAGCAUUCCAGCUGCGGCCUUCGGAACAGAUUUCCGUCAAGUUUACCCCAGUUGACGACACUUAUGGAGACGUGGAUAUCACCAUUUCGGGGCUUUGGGUUGAGACAAUACUUUACGAAAUACCAUUACUUGCCCUCACGAGCGAAGCGUAUUUCAAAUUUGUGGACACUGACUGGAGCCAUGAAGGACAAGAGGCGAGGGCGUAUGAGAAGGGGGUACAGUUGCUGGAGGCUGGUUGCCUUUUCUCAGAGUUUGGUUCACGAAGACGAAGAGACUUUCACACUCAUGACCUCGUGGUCAAAGGUCUGGUGCAGGCGUCAAAGGCAAAGGAUUGGCCGGGCAAGUUAACAGGCACGAGCAACGUAUAUUUUGCCAUGAAACACGGCAUAGCUCCCGUGGGGACGGUAGCGCAUGAAUGGUACAUGGGAAUAGCCGCGCUCACGGAUGAUUAUGAACAUGCCAAUGAGCAAGGACUUCGUUACUGGCUCGACUGCUUCGGAAAAGGUGUCCUUGGAAUUGCCUUGACAGACACGUUUGGUACGGCGGAUUUCUUUGAAGCGUUCAAGAAGCGCAUACCCGAAAAAACAUCAGCGUCCAGAGGUGGCGCCCUCGACAAAUCAAUUGGGGGCACCUCUUCCUCGGGGCAACCUACCUACGCUGAGGUCUUCACCGGCAUAAGACAAGAUUCCGGAGAUCCCCGAGAGUAUGUCAAGCUCGCGAGCGGCUUCUACAAAUCUAUGGGAAUCAGCGGGAAGAGUGUCGUGUUUUCGGAUUCACUGGACGUGGAGAAAUGCCUGGUGUACAAGAAGGUGGCAGAAGAAUACGGCUUCAAGCCUUCGUUUGGCGUAGGGACGUUCUUCACGAAUGACUUCAGCCUGCUUUCAGAUCCACACACCAAGUCGAAACCGCUCAACAUUGUCAUCAAGCUGUCUAAAGCGGGAGGCAGACCAGCAGUCAAGAUCUCCGACAUUAUAGGAAAAAACACCGGAGACAGUGCGACCGUGCAAGACGUGAAGCGCCGACUAGGCUACACGGAACGCGAAUGGGCAGAGGGUGACGAAGCGAAGAGAUGGUGA